Clupea harengus (Atlantic herring) is the source of this 3943-nucleotide messenger RNA. It is a transcript of the gene elk1, whose product is annotated as ETS transcription factor ELK1. Gene Ontology annotation, biological process: cell differentiation; regulation of transcription by RNA polymerase II. The record is from RefSeq and is a predicted model, not a curated record. Gene Ontology annotation, molecular function: DNA-binding transcription factor activity, RNA polymerase II-specific; sequence-specific DNA binding. NCBI's taxonomy places the organism in Eukaryota, Metazoa, Chordata, Actinopteri, Clupeiformes, Clupeidae. Gene Ontology annotation, cellular component: nucleus.
AUCUGUCAGUCAGGGAAUAUAAUGACUACAAUGUUUGAAAAACAAACUAAAAGCUGCGUUCAAAACCAUUGUAUUUGCAUAUGUAUAUGUUGCUUCUUAUUAUACUCAUUAAGCUUUUGAAAAUGUUUAUGCGAUGCUAGUGUUGAAAUGAAAUUGUAAGCUAUGUUCUAACAGUUCAAUGAGAUGCUCACACUUCAUGCAUUUUUCUGGAGGCAAUAUACGUCAUGAACUUAAUGACGUUUGUUGCUGGCUGUGAGUCCUCGCGACCAGGGGAGUCAGGCAAGCAGACUGUGUAGCGUACAACGCGCACCAAAGUAGUCGGGCGUUUAUGGAAACAGGAAGCCGAGGGAAAGCAAAGCAAAGGAUUAAAGUCGGGUCUCUGUGUGACUUCAAAGGGCGCCUUGCUUCGUCGAUCUAUGAUAUAAUGUAUUUAGUACCAUUUGAGACACUGAAUGGCCAUGGAGGGAAACGAGAGGACUUUUGGCACUUUGGACAUGAGUACAGUCAGACGUUCGUUUAGGUUGAACGGUGCACGUAUUCGUUCACAACGAGUUCACUGCAGGAGAGCUUUCAGUUGCUAGUUUUCUGUUCAUUUUAAGUUGCUGUGCUAGCUAGCUGGCGAAUAAGAGUAACGUUAAGUAAAGUUAGCGAGCUAGCCGACUGUUGAUUUUAAAAAGAGUAGGGUGAAAUCUCAUACGCUAACAUUACCGUUAGCUUCACAGCUUACUUAGCGUAACGUUACACGUGUUUGAACAACUGCUGUGUCUUGGAAAAGAUAUUGAGUAACUAUCAAAAGUCGACGGACAUUAGCAAAACACAUAGGUGAAGGCCAACGAUACACCGUUAGCUGUUCGCUAGCUGCGUGCAGGCGAUAACAAGCUAACGUUAAUGUCAACUAACAUGGAGGAAGAGAUGCAUGUGUUGUCAGUGCAGUGUUACAUAAUUGCAAAACAGAAUUGUAUUCGCUGGUCUCAUCUUUUGCUCUUUGACGACACACAAAUCGACUUUUGACACCUUGGAUUAAAAAACUUAUGGCUGUUAAUUGAGAUCUGGGAGAACCCAAGUGAAAUGGACCCAAACACUCUCCUAAGUGCCAUGGAUCCAUCCAUCACCCUGUGGCAGUUCCUGCUUCACCUGCUGGAGAACCACAGCCACAAGCACCUCAUCUCCUGGACCCCCAACGGGGACGGCGAGUUCAAGCUGCUGGACGCAGAGGAGGUGGCCAGGCUGUGGGGGCUCCGCAAGAACAAGACCAACAUGAACUACGACAAGCUCAGCAGAGCCCUGCGCUACUACUAUGACAAGAACAUCAUCAAGAAGGUGAGUGGCCAGAAGUUCGUCUACAAGUUUGUGAACUCCCCUGAUCCCGCUUCGGCUGAGGGGGCGCGAGGGCCGGAGGACACCGGGCGGUGCGGAGAGGGCGCCCCCGAGGUGAUCGUGCAGUCCAAGCCUGACGCCGUGGCCGGCACAGGGGUGGACGGCGCUCCCAAGAGCCUCCAGUCUCAGAGGCCCACGCUCAGCAUGGCCCAGCGCAGCUCCCGUAACGACUACAUGAAGUCAGGCCUCUACUCCACCUUCACCAUCCAGUCCCUGAAGACCUCACCCAAACCCAUCAAGACCGAGGGCGCACACCUAAUAGCCGAGUGCCUGCCCAAAGGCGCCCCAGCUGCUGUGCCCACACCUGAUGUCGCUCUGUGUGAGCUGCGUCUAUGUGCACCCGAGGCCCAGCAGGAGAGCGGCCUGCAAGUCAUCGUCACCCAGCCCUCGCCCUGCGCCACGCCCGCCCUGAGCCCGCAGACGCCAUCCGGGUCCACCACGGGCAGCACAAAUGCUCACGCACAGCAGACCCAAACCGUGGCCGACUCUCCUCAUAUCUUCUUGACGAGUAUUUCAGAUCAGGGCCCCCUCAUCUCUCUGACCCCUGUCGGGGCCCCCGUCGCCCCUGGGGAGUGUGUGGUCAACCAGGCACCCCAGGCGCCCCAAGUUUAUGUGGUCAUCAAACCCCCAUCAGUGAGUCCCCUUUCCAAGGAGCCUAGUCUGUCAUCGGAUGAUGAACUCCUGGAGAUGGUCAGCCUCGACCAGAAGCCUACAGCAGAGGCUGUAGAGCCAGCAUCCAUACCCCGGGAUGCGGAGGUCCCCUCCCCCGUGGACGCCACCCCUCCGUCUGUGGAUCCAGUGGACCAGCCUGAGAGGCAGAAGGAGGGGGAAGGAGAGGCGAAGGACAAGGCCGAGCUGCCAGGUCGGCCACAGCACAGUCUCUUGUGUCUGUCUGCUCGUGUCAUUUCACCAGGCCAGCGUUUUAGAGAGAGGUCUUCAGUCCCUUCCCUGUCUGUCCUGGUGUCCUCCUCCUCGUCUCAGGAGGCGCACCCACCCAAGGCCAAGAAGCCACGUGGCCUGGAGCUGCCGUCAUCCCCCACCAUCUUACCCCCAGGCCUCUCUCUGGAUAAGGUCAACGCGGCGGUCAACAGCCUCCUGGCCCCCGGAAGUGCCACCAACACACUAACGCCUACAGUAAUCACCUCUCACGCCCUGAAGCCUCUUAACCAGCAAAGGAGCAGGCUUCUACUGAAGAGUCUCUCGACUGAUCUUCAGCAGUACUCCGGUGUUGCUGACUCCCAGCCCCCUACCCUCCACCAUCCACUUCUGGAGCACGCUCAGUCCCAUUGCCCCUCGGAGCCCUGCCAAGCUCUCCUUCCAGUUCCCCUCCAACGGCAGCAGUCAAAUCCACAUCCCUGCCUUGAGUGUGGAUGGCCUCUCCACUCCUGUUGUGUUAUCACCUGGCCCUCAGAAGCCUUGAGCAGCUGCCUGGCUCCAUCACCUGGUCCCACUUCCUGUAGUUUCACCCAGCCUAGCCAGUGAGAGGCUAAGGACAGACGACGGACAGACUACACACUCCACUCAGAGAUCCCAGUGUUGCCAGUGGGCGGGGAUGUCUGAGUCUCCAGUCCAAUGAUGGCAGAGAUCUGGAGGUUCCAAAGCAACCCCAACUGGCCUGAUUGGCUGGUCCAGAUGCCUCAGUCUUCUGGUGACCCAGAGAUAGCAUCUGUAACUUCUUUUACAUCGUAGAAAGAUCUAACUCAGUACUUUUUUUUCUUUUUUUUAAAAACAUGUUUCUCAUCUUUUAUUCAUUAUUUAUUUUGUCUGAUUUCAACAAAGUAGACAUCUUGGUGCAUCCUUUUUCUCUCUGUUUAGUUGUGAACAUUGAACAUUUUAGUAGUGAACACUGAGCACUUUUUCAGUGCAAUGAUGCCAUGAGUAAGCUCAUUGUUCAUUUGUCAGGCUCGUUUAUUUUGGACUCAAAGAUUUUUGACCAAGUGAUAACGGUCUAUUACUCUUUCUAGUCAAAUGUUUCUCUUUCUAUCUCAAAUUUACCAUUGGAUCCGCAAUACAAUUUAAGAGGAAGUAAUUAUAUUUGUGGUCAUUGGGAUGACUUGAAGAGGGGAACACAUUUGACGUUCGAUGCACUUGGUUCGUAAAGGAAGAGGAAGAAGACAAAAUAAUUUUUGUGACCCUCGAUAUAUUUUCCAUUGAUAGAAGAAUCUAUUUUCUAAAUCAGAUGGCACUUUUCCAAUGGAAUUUUCACAGCCAUCUUUGGGAUUUUUCAUGUCUGGAGCUCAGCUUGAAAAAUGUACACGCCAGAUAAACGAUGACUUUCAAGAGAUUCUCUCUUUUUUUUUUAACAAAUGGAAUGAACUAACUUGGUUUGUUUAGACAGGAGAGUCCAUGUGAUUUGCAUUCCACUGUUUUUAAAUGGCUCUUUUGUUCUACAUGCUGAAGCCAUUCCACGUUUGAAGGGGGAUAAAAACAAAGGUCUGCUUUUUUUUUUUUGUGUUUCUCUGAUGUCACGAAGCCUCACUGACAAAAGCAGCCUCCUCAGUGGAACAAAGGUCUCUGCAGUGUCGCAAGAAACCUUUUUUAAUUGUAUGGUUUUAAAAAACAAAAA